GAACGAGGAAGGGGGUCCCGCUCUUCCCCCCGGGGGUCGCAGGAGGUGGCAGGCGGUGGGUGAAGGUGAAAUCCUCGCCCUCCGGCACUAUGGAGCUUUUCGGGAGCUUUGUCCGGCCCCACGGGGAGACCUUGGGGUUCCCAGCUCGCCCCGGUAACACGGGCGUGGUGAAGACCCUGGGGAACACCUAUCAGUUCACGGUGGAUGUCAGCGACUUCGCGCCCGAGGACAUCAUCGUCACCACCUCCAACAACCAGAUCGAGGUGCACGCAGAGAAGCUGGCCACGGAUGGCACCGUCAUGAACACCUUCACCCACAAGUGCCAGCUGCCCGAAGAUGUGGACCCCACGUCCGUGUCCUCCUCGCUGGGGGAUAACGGGAUGCUGACGAUCCGGGCUCAGCGCCGGCCGGCCAAGCACUCGGAGCACGUCCAGCAAACCUUCCGGACUGAGAUCAAGAUCUGAGGGCUCGGGGGGCUCCUUGCCCCCUCCCCAGCACCCCCCAUUUCCCUCCCUCGCUAAUUAAACGGGUGAUUUCGGAAUGAGGUGGGAUACGGGGUAGGGAAUGGGAGCGCUCCCUCCGCAGUGGGCUCAGACCUGCGGUGAUCGUGUUCCGUCACCCACCGGAGAAAUUCCGGCCGGGAGUCCCAGCUCCGGCAAUUUUUAGCUGGCGCGUGUUGAGGGGUGAGAUCCAGCGUGCCAAGAAUCCUGCCGGGAGCCAGCUUCCCUUCCCAACCCUCCGCCAGAGCCUGUCUUUGUAUAUAGAGCUUGGGAUAAAUUAUUGGCAACGUCUGACUGCCGCCUUCUC
This is a messenger RNA of Cyanistes caeruleus (blue tit), 807 nucleotides long. RefSeq names its product heat shock protein family B (small) member 7 (gene HSPB7). The record is from RefSeq and is a predicted model, not a curated record. Gene Ontology annotation, cellular component: cytoplasm; nucleus. Gene Ontology annotation, biological process: heart development. NCBI's taxonomy places the organism in Eukaryota, Metazoa, Chordata, Aves, Passeriformes, Paridae.